Messenger RNA from Fusarium vanettenii 77-13-4, 336 nucleotides. Its product is annotated as 40S ribosomal protein S26. The transcript has 3 exons. Gene Ontology annotation, biological process: translation. The annotation marks the transcript as partial. Lineage: Eukaryota; Fungi; Ascomycota; Sordariomycetes; Hypocreales; Nectriaceae. Gene Ontology annotation, cellular component: ribosome; cytosolic small ribosomal subunit. The record is from RefSeq and is a predicted model, not a curated record. Gene Ontology annotation, molecular function: structural constituent of ribosome; mRNA binding.
UCCAGCGGCCGAAACAAGAAGGGCCGCGGCCACGUCAAGCCCAUCCGAUGCAGCAACUGCUCGCGAUGCACCCCCAAGGACAAGGCCAUCAAGCGGUUCACCAUCCGCAACAUGGUUGAGUCUGCUGCUAUUCGUGACAUCUCGGAUGCCUCCGUCUUCGCGGAGUACACCGUACCCAAGAUGUACCUGAAGCUGCAGUACUGCGUCUCUUGCGCCAUCCACGGCAAGAUUGUCCGUGUCCGAUCUCGCGUCGGCCGCCGCAACCGUGCCCCUCCCCCUCGUGUCCGCUACAACAAGGACGGCAAGAAGAUCGUCCCUACUACCCCUAAGGUUUAA